Messenger RNA from Spinacia oleracea (spinach), 2774 nucleotides. Its product is annotated as DNA (cytosine-5)-methyltransferase CMT3-like. Lineage: Eukaryota; Viridiplantae; Streptophyta; Magnoliopsida; Caryophyllales; Amaranthaceae. Gene Ontology annotation, biological process: negative regulation of gene expression via chromosomal CpG island methylation. Gene Ontology annotation, molecular function: DNA binding; DNA (cytosine-5-)-methyltransferase activity; chromatin binding. The transcript has 21 exons. Gene Ontology annotation, cellular component: nucleus. The record is from RefSeq and is a predicted model, not a curated record. Bases 211 to 2631 code for a protein of 806 amino acids.
UCCAUAUCCAUUUUCACCUCCACUCCUUCUCCCUCUACCCUCAAUUUAACCCACUUUCUCUCUCUUCCUCUCUCUUCAUUCAGUUCGUUUCGUCUUCUCCAACCAUUAAUUGCGCCUCUUCCUUUCUCCGAACUCACUCACUCGUCACAAUUCCAUACUUACUGCAGGAACUGGAAUUGCAAUUCUCAACGAAUCGAGCUCUGAAUUUCAAUGGCGGACACAAUGGCGGAGGAGAAUGUGAGUAUGAAGAGAAGCUUCGCCGAAUGUCCUGUACCAUGCCCGAAGAAGAAACGGGUGGUUUCUAAAGACGACAUUGACGAAUGUCGUUUCACCGGAAAUCCCGUACCUGUUCAACAAGCGAAAGAACAAUGGCCUCAUCGUUACCUUUGUAAGGCUAAAGAGGCAAAUGCAGCAAGCUUUAAAAUAGAAUGGAAUUGUGAGGAAAUUUUGCAAGCUUCUAAUCACUACACUCAAGCUCUUGUUGAUGGGAUUAUAAUUAAACUUCAUGAUGAUGUUUACAUUCAGGGAGAUGAAGGAAAACCAAACUAUAUUGCAAAAAUAGUCGAAUUCUUCGAGGGUAUAGACAAGAAGCAAUACCUUACAGCUCAAUGGUUUUAUAGAGCUGAUGAUUCUGUCAUUAAAGAUCAUGCGAACUUCAUAGACAAGAAACAAGUGUUUUUCUCUGAUGUCAAAGAUGACAAUGAACUUGGUUGCAUUGUUGAAAAAGUGAAAAUUGACAUCAACCCUUCAGAUGUUGGUGCAGAUAAGCCUAAUGAGUAUCUAUAUUGUAAAAUGCGAUAUAGAUUGCCAUAUUUGACAUUUGAAAAUAUGGUUCAAGAUGAGCAAAAUGAAGGAACUGGUAGUGAUACUUCAUCAACUAUUUCAAGUGAUCACAGUUCAAAUGAAGCUGUUGAUGAUGAUUCUAGUACUGCGAAAAAAGAAUUCAGUUUAUUGGAUUUAUAUUCCGGUUGUGGAGCUAUGUCUACAGGGCUAUGCUUAGGUGCAACCUUAUCCGGCAUAAAACUAGUAAAUAGAUGGGCGGUUGAUUUGAACGAAUAUGCUUGCGAAUCCAUACGGAACAACCAUCCUGAAACAAAGGUGAGAAAUGAGAUGGCUGGGGAUUUCCUAGCCUUGUUAAUGGAAUGGGAAAAGCUUUGCAAUGAAUAUGUGUUGUCACCUGCACCCCCCUCAGAGGUGACAAAUUCCGAGGAAGAGGAAGAAGAAGAUGAUGAUUCUCCAUUAGAACCCGGAGAAUUUGAGGUUGAGAAUAUCCUUGACAUUUGCUUUGGAGAUCCUAAUUAUAUGAAAAAACGCGGACUUUACUUCAAGGUAAGCUGGAAGGGGUAUACAUCAGAGUAUGAUACAUGGGAGCCUAUUGAUGGCUUAAGUGGCUCUGAGGAACGGAUCAAAGAGUUUGUUUCAAGAGGAUACAACGAAAAACUGUUGCCUCUUCCAGGGGAUGCUGAUUUCAUCUGCGGGGGACCUCCAUGUCAAGGGAUUAGUGGAUUCAACCGCUUUAGAAAUACAGUAAACCCUUUGAAUGACGAGAAGAACCAACAACUUGUGGUGUAUAUGGACAUCAUUAACUUUUUAAAGCCCAAGUAUGUAUUAAUGGAGAACGUUGUGGAUUUACUGAGGUUCGCUGGAGGUUUCUUGGGGCGGUAUGCUGUUGGUAGACUCAUUGGUAUGAACUACCAAACACGGAUGGGGAUCAUGGCAGCUGGAUCAUAUGGCCUUCCCCAAUAUAGAAUGCGAGUGUUUUUGUGGGGCGCCCACACUUCACAGAAACUUCCACAGUUUCCUCUACCUACUCAUGAAGUGAUUGCAAGAGGCGGGGUUCCUGUAGAGUUCUCGGACAUUCAUGUUUCGCAUGGAAAAAACAGUUCUGUUAAGCUAGAGAGGGCUCUCUUAUUGAAGGAUGCUAUCUCAGAUUUACCUUCUGUAACGAAUGGUGAAGAUAGAGAAGAAAUGGACUACGAGGGAGAUUCUCAAUCAGAAUUUCAACAGUACAUCAGACUGCCAAGAGCGCAGAUGGUAUCCUUCAACGAUACACAUGUAGUUUCAAGUUUUCCUACAAACAACAUCCUUUACGACCACAACCCACUGCGAUUGAACGAUGAUGACUUUGAGAGAGUGUGCCGCAUCCCAAAAGAGAAGGGAGCAAAUUUUAGAAACUUGCCUGGAGUUCUAGUUGAUGCAAAGAACAAGGUGUACUUGGAUCCUUCUAUGGAAAGAGUGCUCAUUAGUUCAGGGAAGCCUUUGGUGCCUGACUAUGCAAUCACAUUUGUUCGCGGCACUUCUUCAAAACCAUUUGGUAGGUUGUGGUGGGAUGAGACUGUUGCCACUGUUGUUACCCGAGCAGAACCUCAUAACCAGAUUGUCCUGCAUCCUCAGCAGGAUAGAGUGCUUACUAUCAGAGAAAAUGCUAGGCUACAAGGUUUUCUUGAUUGCUACAAACUCUAUGGUCCUGUCAAAGAGAGGUACAUACAAGUGGGCAAUGCUGUAGCGGUACCGGUUGCUACUGCUCUUGGUUACGCGUUCGGCAUGGCAAGCCAACGACUUGGGGAUGAACAGCCAUUGAUGACACUUCCUUUUAAGUUUCCACAUUGUUUAGCUCUUAAUCAACAUUGAGAUGAUUAUCAUUAGAAUUAUCAGAUUAUCAUUAGAAUUAUCAAGCAGGAAACAUGAGUGUAAUUUUAUGAAAACAUUAGUGGUGAUUCAAAUUGAUCAUUAGGGAAACAUUGAUUAAGAAAUGUGAUUUCCUCUUUAAUUUA